Messenger RNA from Rhea pennata, 5145 nucleotides. RefSeq names its product calcium/calmodulin dependent protein kinase kinase 2 (gene CAMKK2). Gene Ontology annotation, molecular function: ATP binding; protein serine/threonine kinase activity. NCBI's taxonomy places the organism in Eukaryota, Metazoa, Chordata, Aves, Rheiformes, Rheidae. Gene Ontology annotation, biological process: activation of protein kinase activity; protein phosphorylation; CAMKK-AMPK signaling cascade. Bases 384 to 1913 code for a protein of 509 amino acids. The record is from RefSeq and is a predicted model, not a curated record. The transcript has 19 exons.
AAGCGAAGGCGGCGCCGGGCGGGCGGCUCCGGGGCUGCGGCCCCGCCGGCGGCAGCGGCGCAGCGAUGCUCGAGGAACAACGCCUUGGACGUUUUCUGCGCGGGUCUAAUUUUAAACAGCCGCCUCGCUGAGUUGUGGGAGCGACACGCAGGAAAACGAGAUAAAUCUUUAUUCCGAGGCUUCAGGAGCCGGCUUUGCCCCGCGCCCGGCAGACGGAGCGACGCAGCAUCGAUCCAUCCGGCGCCGGAUCCUGCGCCCGCCUCCUGCCCCCAUGGCGCGGCCCCGGCGGCGGGGACGAGGCCGGCGCCCGCACCGUGCCGUCCCGCGUCCCCGGCAGCUCGCUCGCCCGGCAGCCCCUCUGCCGUGACGCUCCCGGCCCCGCCAUGGAGGAGCCCGACGGCACCCGGCGCCCGGGGGCGCCCGACGGCCUCCCCGAGGAGGCGCGGGAGCCGCGGGCGAAGCUCGGCCUCUCCGGCCGCAAGCUCUCGCUGCAGGAGCGCCCGCAGCCCGCCCGCUCGCCCGCCGGCGCCGAGGCCGCCCCCGAGCGCUUCAUCUACCCGUCGCUGCCCUACUCGCCGGUGACGUCCCCGCACGCCUCCCCGCGGCUGCCCCGCCGGCCCACGGUGGAGUCCAACCGCGUCUCCAUCACCGGCUUGCAGGACUGCGUGCAGCUCAACCAGUACAAGCUCAAGGACGAGAUCGGAAAGGGCUCCUACGGUGUCGUGAAGCUGGCCUACAACGAGGACGACAACACCUACUAUGCAAUGAAGGUCCUCUCCAAGAAGAAGCUGAUGAGACAAGCGGGCUUCCCCCGCCGCCCGCCUCCCCGCGGCGCCAAGGCCGCCUCCGAAGGCUGCGUGCAACCCAAAGGGCCCAUCGAGCAGGUCUACCAAGAGAUUGCCAUCCUGAAGAAGCUAGACCACCCCAACGUGGUGAAGCUGGUGGAGGUGCUGGAUGACCCCAGCGAGGACCACCUGUACAUGGUGUUUGAGCUGGUGAAGCAAGGGCCCGUGAUGGAAAUCCCAACCUUGAAACCUCUCACCGAAGAUAAGGCUCGCUUCUACUUUCAGGACCUCAUCAAGGGCAUUGAAUACUUGCACUAUCAGAAGAUUAUCCACCGGGACAUUAAACCUUCCAACCUCCUCGUUGGGGAAGACGGGCACGUCAAGAUCGCCGACUUCGGCGUGAGCAACGAGUUCAAGGGUGCUGACGCCCUCCUCACCAACACGGUGGGCACCCCGGCGUUCAUGGCACCGGAGACGCUCUCGGAAACCAGGAAAAUCUUCUCUGGGAAGGCUUUGGAUGUCUGGGCCAUGGGAAUCACGCUUUACUGCUUCGUGUUUGGGCAGUGUCCUUUUAUGGAUGAAAGGAUCCUGAGUUUACACAAUAAAAUCAAGACUCAAACCUUGGAGUUCCCAGACCAGCCGGAAGUUACAGACUUCUUGAAGGAUUUGAUUACGCGGAUGCUGGACAAAAACCCCGAAUCGAGGAUUUCGGUCCCAGAAAUCAAGGAAAGUACUGUGCAACAGCCUUUCGCAGGAGAUUUCUGGUCCUCCGCCCCUGCGGGACGCUGGAAGGGGCGAGAAGCUGAGAAAAUGGAGACGAAGUUACACCCCUGGGCGACCAAGAACGGCGCGGAGCUGCUGCCCACGGAGGACGAGAACUGCACGCUGGUCGAGGUGACGGAGGAGGAGGUGGAGAACUCGGUCAAGCACAUCCCCAGCCUGGCCACCGUGAUCCUGGUUAAAACGAUGAUCAGGAAGCGAUCGUUUGGGAACCCCUUCGAGGGCAGCAAGCGAGAGGAGCGGUCGCUGUCUGCGCCCGGGAACCUGCUGACCAGGAAGCAAGGCAGCGAGGACAACCUGAGGUGCAAUGACCUGCCUAACGUGGGAGAGGAGGAAGUUCUUUCAUGAGCAGCAACGUUGUGGUUCUGUUGAGCAACGCGGUCUGGGGCGCUUUCUAAAGCGUGCAGCCGAGGAUGAUGGCUAUUAACAGAGCCUACACCGAACACAGCAUGACGUGGCGCUAUUUCCGUAUAAUGCUGGAUGUAGAGCUUACAUAGCAGCAUGUUGUAAGACAUCCGACUACAGUACUUGUCAUAAACAUUGAACAUCUCCGAUUGCUUGGACUGCUGACUUAUCGCGGGAAGGGUGCUGGCGGAGACGCGAAAGGUGAGCUAUGGUGAGCAGCAACAGUGCUUUGCAAAAAAAAAAAAAAAAGCAGACAGAAUGCAGUUGAGACUGCUUUUACAUGGUUUUAAUGCCAAAUAAUUCACAGGGACUAUUGCCAGCGUCCCGGGGGGGUUGUGUGCCCAUCUUACACGCUGUAUGGGCAUACACAGAAGUGUGAAGCUUUUGCAAAGUGGCAUACACAACAGUAAAACUACACUUAUGCACUUUUGAGAGUUCACGACCUACUGGAAAUGUUGUUGCAUCUUUUCUUGUUGUUCUGUUUUUGUUUUAAAUUGACACAUUUUUAACUGCAUGGGAACAAAGCAAAAAAAACCCCACUUCUUCAGCUUUUUUAAGGAUGCCUACCUUUGUGAGCCAACUUGUAUUAAAUAGCGUCUCUGGGACGUUCAGAAAGUAAUGCUAGUUACAGUGUUUGAGGAUGCCACUUUUCCUAAGGUCCUGAUGUUGGUAAGACUAGAGAUUCACAAGUUAAGUAUUCAGUGUACGAAAGGAAAAGGUAGUUAAGGGCUUAAGUUCGGUCUGAACUUUUCUUUUGCUGCGGGCGUAUAAGUGAAAGAUGGUGUUUAGCUGAAUGCCUGUUUUGAACAGCAGAGGAAGCACUAAAAAAAGUUUGUUUCUGAAUCUUUUACUUGACCUAGAUGCGUAUAUUGUUAAAUAUAAAAUUCAGGGUAAAAUCCUUCACUUCCAUGUACAUUACAUGGUUUACUACAAUUAAAAAUAAUACAAUACUUACGCUAUUUUUUAAGUGUAGACUUAGGGCUUGCUUAGAAUUCUUAACAAAAUACUUAGAUUAGCUAGUAAUUUUGAAAGAAAUUUUUCUUUUCCAAACUCUUAAUUUCGAUUUUUGGGGCCAAUGCUAUGUAUUUUUUGCAAGUUUGUUACCAGUAGUUUGUGAAUGCUUGUGGAUCAAGGGCUUGUUAACUGAACUUAGUAAAUUUAGUGUAUACCUAAUACGUGGCGUGUUUCUUAUGAAGAGUUCUUUCACCUUCAGUCAGAUUACUCUGAUUACCUUGUGGUGCUUGUAAAACCUCAGUAACACGUCGCAGGACGGACUCUGGCGUCUCGGCUCGCUUUCACAGGUUCUUUGCGCUUUGCAAAGGGCGGACUGUAGCGGAGCUGGCUGCGCGGCACGGUGCGAGUGAGGAGAGGAGUCACGGUAAGCGCAGUUGUGGACGGAGGGAAGGAAAAGAUUUGGCUUCUCAGUCCUGCUACUGCUGAGGUUGUCACCUUGAACGAGGCACGUAGAAUGGCUUUGCACCUGUACGAUGGGGACGAGUCAAAUGUCCCAGCUUUGUGAGGGACUGGCAAGGCCCAAGAUCCGAGUGUUUUCCGUAACGGUGAGAUUUCUGCCUACCAGCUCUGGCCGCAGCUGCCCCGUUGUAGGCUUUUAGGAAGCGGCUUGUUACAUUGCCAUCCUCAAUUUUGUGCACAGCAACAGAGCGCUGAUGUUCUCAGUCCUGCUACAGUCAGCUCUGACCCACAACUCCUAGUCACGCCAGGCCUCUGUUAAAGCCUGGCCGGUGUUAAGAAGUGCACAGGUGCCUGCACAAACUGGCCCUUGUUCAGGAGGGCCCCUGCAUCUUUUGAUCACAUGAAGCAAUGCUUCCCCUAGAUUUCAUUUUAUUACCAAAAAUUUGUACUGCUAGCCUUUCUCCAAAGCCAGUGACUACAGCUUCUGCAGAGGUUCAUGGUUUAGGAGCAGCACUAUGGAGUUUGAAGCCAUGAGACGCACGAUUUUCCUCCCAGUUUGGUCUGAGGCUAUGCCAAAGCUCUGCAUCUUCAGACAGAGGAAAACCAAACACGUAACAGAUGUCAGCACUGCUACUGCUGCAUAUGUUCCCCCCACCCUAAACCUGCCCCUCCCCCCCCCCAAAGCAAGACCUUUUUAUUGUGGAAAUACUUGAUUGAGAAUGGUCAGUUUUGUUCUGUGGCCUUGUUCUGGGGGGAAGAAAAUCUGACUGCUUAUAGCCAUUGCAGAGUGAUAUGUGGCAUGUCUUUUGUUCAAAGUGAGUGUGCUGUAGAGAUGCUUAGUGCUAUAUUAUCUCCAUUUUUGUGAUUUGGCAAGUGCCUAGCAAGGUGGUUUAAACUUACCAAACAGGCUUGCUAGGUACAAUGCAGCUUCUAAACAGACUAACCUAUCCCAGGUCCUAGAUGCCCAACCACAUGGUGACUGGGCUUCAGCUAUUAGUACGGAUCAGUGUCUUAAGGCCAAAGUAGUGGGCUCGGUUCAUGAGCAUCCCAAAGCUCAGCACUUCCUUAAAACACACCUCAAAACGACCAUCUGUUAGUGCCAGCUCCAGUAAAGCUGCAGCCAAAUGCAUGUUUCUGAAUGAAAUUUGAUGUAGAUUUCCUUGUUGAUUAGUUCUAUGAAAGUAUAAACCUUGGAUGUGCGAGAAAGAUCUCUUUAUCUAAAUGCAUGACCUGUUAGAGAAGCUGUACUGUAUAUACAAAUCUGCUCAGUUCUGUAUCUGCUGUUUAGUAGUGAAGCUAGUUUUUUUCCUUAUAGUGAAGAUUUUGCUUGUGCCUUGGAACUGGGUUACAGCUUGAUUUUCCCCAAUUCCCUUACUUUUAAGUAAGCCCAGUGCUAACUAUGGUUACUGCUGGGUCCUAAGCCUUUUUUUUUGGCUCUGAAAGCACAUGGGAAAGUGCUAAGGGGAAAACAGGCCUCUUGUCUCGAGUAGUUUUUCUUGGUGGACCCCCUAGUCUCUAUCAGGCAAUUGAUCUAUUUCUAAGGUCCUGAAACUAUUGCAGGUUUUUAUACUGUUUUGUUUAAUGACCAAGGCUUGUGUUUCAUUCCUACCCCUUUAUUAUGCAUUUAACUUUAUCAGGUGUAUCAAGUUUAAAUACUGUGUAUUUAUCACUUUUAAAUUAUAUUACCUAAGGAAAAAAAGUGUUUUCCACACAGCUGUUCAAGCUUCUCUGUACAAGUUGAAAUAAACAACAUGCAACCAAA